Messenger RNA from Tupaia belangeri chinensis (Chinese tree shrew), 884 nucleotides. RefSeq lists its product as uncharacterized. The record is from RefSeq and is a predicted model, not a curated record. NCBI's taxonomy places the organism in Eukaryota, Metazoa, Chordata, Mammalia, Scandentia, Tupaiidae. Bases 138 to 884 code for a protein of 248 amino acids. The transcript is spliced from 5 exons.
GGUGUUGUGCCUGGCACCAGGCCUUAUGGCUUCAUGGCCGAAUCCUCUCUCUGCCGGCAGCAGGGGUUAUGUGAGGGUCCUGGAAACACAGAAGUGAACUAGACAGAGGAGCCUCGCCUUGGUGGACUCUGUGGCUGAUGACAUUCCACAAGAGCUUGGAGGCUGAGCCCAGAGCCACAUCCUCUCCGAGACUCCUGGAGGAGGAGGAGACUCCAGGACCCCUGUCCCAGCAACUGAGGGCCACCAGUUCAAGCAGUGAGGAGGAACAUCUCAGCUCCCAUGUCCUCUUCCAUGGGGCCCUGGUGGCCGCGGAGUACCUGCCUUUCUUCCGCACCUACGGGCGGCUCCUGGCUGAGGAAGAAUUGGCCCUGCAGCCUGAGAUUUGCAGGGACCAUGAAGGAGGCCAGAGCCACAGAGGGGUGCCAUGCCCGGAGGACUCUGCCCUGCCCACUGGGUUCUUCCCCUACUACCGCUCCAAGGAGGAGAGUUUUCCCAGCCUGGCCCUUCCUAGCCAGCCGUGCAUGGCCUCCCAAGCCCACCCCACCAGGUGGGUGACAGCACCUGGCUGUUUCUGCAGGAUGACAGUCAAGGACAGGUGCCCUGCUGCCUCAGCAGGCAUGGACGGCGCUUCUGGGCCCUCACACUCGCCGGCCUGCUGUUCCCUCCCACUGCUCUCAGCAGGGUGCUCUCAUGACCGGGACCUGGACACCCUCUCCAGAGGCCAUGCCUCAGAAUUUGUGCCUUUCUACAGAGCCCUUGAGGAGGGGCUGUGCACCAGCCCUGGGCCUCCCACCUCUGCAUUGGAGACUCAGGGGCCCACAGGGGGUAUGCACAGGCCUGGUGCAGGGGGGCAGGAGCGGCAGGCGCAGGAGCGACCGACGUGA